Diaporthe batatas is the source of this 1039-nucleotide messenger RNA. RefSeq lists its product as uncharacterized. The transcript is spliced from 2 exons. The record is from RefSeq and is a predicted model, not a curated record. Gene Ontology annotation, biological process: protein phosphorylation. Bases 158 to 967 code for a protein of 269 amino acids. Gene Ontology annotation, molecular function: ATP binding; protein kinase activity. NCBI's taxonomy places the organism in Eukaryota, Fungi, Ascomycota, Sordariomycetes, Diaporthales, Diaporthaceae.
UUCACUCAUACUACUUCUACUUGUUGCGCUGUCACAUGAUACAUCUAUUAGCAUAAACAGAUCAAUCCUUGAGCUGGUGAAUUCCCUCUCGAGUUGAUAAACGCCUUUUGAGACGUCGAAACGUUUCCAAAGAGAAUAUCAUAAAGAGGCAUCAGCAAUGCGACCUGGAUUAGAAGGCGUCGAGCUCUUGGCGGCUCUUGUGGACCAUGACGGCGACGACGAUGAAUACCGAUUUUUGGUCGACCGAAAGUAUGUCAAGUACGUGACUAUUGAAGCAGGCGCUCUUCCUGCUGAGAUCGAUCGUUCUUUCGGACCUGAUUUGCUUCGAGUAGUGCCCGAGUUCCCGCCCGGCGAUUGGAACAAGGGCCGUAUAUCGAAGGGAGACCGCGUUGGGGAACCGGUAUUCUCAUCUAUAUCGACGGAAAAACUCCCCGCAGUCGAAUCUGUCUGGCAUCCGAUCCUCAUUGACUACCUGGAGCUCAAGAUGGUGGCCCGCCUCCGCCAGAACAUCCGCAAAGUCAGCCAUGUUUUGUUCCGAGAGCCUGUCAUUUUCAAGCUCGCCAAUUUUCCUUGGGAAAUCCCUUUCAUGGAGGCAGAGACUAAGGCCUACGCAUGGAUUCAAGAUGAGGACAUUGGACCGCGUUUCUUAGGACAUGUCUCAGAAGGCGGGAGGGUUGUCGGAUUUCUGAUGGAGGAUUUAGACGAAGCCACCCCGGCAACACUUGAUGAUUUAGAGGCGUGCAGUGUAGCGCUUGCUCGGCUUCAUGAUCUCGGCAUCCAACAUGGAGAUGUCAACAGGAACAAUUUUCUAGUGCGAAGACCCGAGGGCAAGGUGACGAUAAUUGACUUCGAGGUGGCGAGAAAAUGUGAUGAGCAGGAGCAGUUGCAAGCUGAGAGUGCGAGUUUAGAGGAAAGCUUCAGAGACCCGUCCAAUCGAGGUGGUGUCUGUGUUAUAUCCGCGAGUUAGAGCCGAGAACUUACAUGUAUUUAGCCAGAGGGGCUUACCUAUCGGACAGUGCAUCUGCAACUUGCUCAUAGC